Camponotus floridanus (Florida carpenter ant) is the source of this 905-nucleotide messenger RNA. Its product is annotated as sentrin-specific protease 8. Gene Ontology annotation, biological process: proteolysis. Lineage: Eukaryota; Metazoa; Arthropoda; Insecta; Hymenoptera; Formicidae. The transcript is spliced from 2 exons. Bases 117 to 875 code for a protein of 252 amino acids. The record is from RefSeq and is a predicted model, not a curated record. Gene Ontology annotation, molecular function: cysteine-type peptidase activity; deNEDDylase activity.
UAAUAAUACGUAGAUUAUAUAUAUUAAAAAUUAAGCAGUGAAAAUAUAAUUAAAAUGAAUUUUUAUUAGUGUAAUCAUAACACAUGUGCAUAAAUAUCAAGACGUAAUGUGUAUAUAUGUUAAAUGCAAAUUCAUGCAAUAGGACAGUCGAGUGUGUGCAUACUAUUAUGCAUUUGCCUGAAUUUCCAAAACACUUUAGCGCUGAUAUGGUGAAUCUAGCGGAAGACAACGAUGUUGUGUUAAGUUACCACAAUUAUGUGGUAAGAUCAUCUGAUGUUGCACUAUUGGAGAAAGAUGACACAUGGCUCAAUGAUAUCAUAAUAGGGUUUUAUUUUGAAUAUUUGGAUCAACAAUAUAAAAAGGAUAAUAAGAGACAAUUAUUAUUUAUUGAUCCUGGAGUGACUCAAUUAUUAAAGAUGCAAGCUCCUUUACAGUAUAAUAUAUUUCUUGAUCCAAUUGAAGCAAUAACUUAUGAUUUUAUAUUUUUUCCUUUGAAUGAUUGCGAGGGAAAUGAGCCAGGUGGCUCACAUUGGAGUUUAUUGAUAUUUUCUCGUAAGGAUGAGAUGUGUUAUCAUUAUGAUUCAUCAAACAGUAUUAAUAGAUCUGUCGCAGAAAAAUUUGCUAGGAAUGUAAUCAAAUAUUUUCUUAAUAAGCGAGAAAGAAGAUACAUUGAAAUGGAUUGUCCACAACAAAAUAAUUGCUAUGAUUGUGGUUUAUUUGUUUUAUGUUUAGCAGAUUUAAUAUCCAAGUAUAUUCUAAAAGGUUUAAAAAUAAGUGAUUGUGAUUAUAGUAUAAUUACAGAAAUGGUCUCAAAGAAGCGUAUGGAGUUAUUAGGAUUGAUUAUGGAUUUAAGAAAUAUACAUGAUAAUGAAUAACAGAAUUGUGCUAUUAAUAUUUAAAGUAUA